ACUGUUUUGAGGCGCCCUGGCACCGCCGCUGGAACCGCGACGGCGGUAACGGCGCGCGCACGUACGGAGCGGGCGCAGUUGCGCAUAGAUCCGAGAAACGGCUCCCGUCCUCGGCACGCCCCACGCACGUAUUCAGCUGCCCCCAGCGCAACAGCCUAGGCGGCGAGGGGCUGCCUCACCCUCCGCGACCCCGCGCAAGACGCGGAGCACGCGUACGGAGCUCGCCUCUCGCUCCCUAAACACGGCACGUCGUCCUUCGCCUCUCACAAAUCACAAGUCGGUCGAAACGCCCGCGCCGCGUAGGACGGCAUGAGCAGCCCAAGGAGGCCCCAACUCAAGAACUCGAAGGACAUCAAGGAGCCGCCCGCGGAACGGUUUCUAAGGGCGCUGUCCGGCGACCUCAGUGAGUCGCCCGCAGUAUCGCCGGAUUCGAAGGGCCCCACUCCGCAAGGCUCCAACCCAGCACGAUGGGAUAGAAGGAGUUAUGGCGAGAACGCGACGUCAUCAUCGCGACGGAGCGCUGGUUCUCGCACACCUUCUUCUGGCCGCCUCUCGACGGCAUCGUCGCGACGACCAUCGAUGGCCCGACUCGAGAGGCAAAAAAGUAUCCAUACGCUAGUCCAAGAACAGCUCGAGGAGGAGGACGAGAACGAAGACGACGAGGACCCGGACCCGGCCAGUUGGGGCCACCAGAUCCAGGGCUUUACGGAGGACUAUCACCACAGGAUCGUGAUGCAUCCCUCGGCGCCGUGGCGGGUCAACUGGGACAUUUUCAUGCUAGGGAUGAUCGUCUAUGUCAUGUUGGUGGCGCCCUUUGAAUUGACAUUUAUCAGCGAGAGGAUGUACAAGAACAAUUCGAACAUCACGCUGUUCGUGAUCAAUAGAUUUGUUGAUUUCCUAUUCGUCGUGGACUUUGUCAUGCAGUUCCUGACGGCUUAUGUGGAUGAGAAGGGCCAGUGGGUCAAGCAUUUGUUAUUUGAUGACCAGGGCGUCUGGAAGAAGUCUAUCACGUGCAACUACUUGACGUCAUGGUUCUUUAUCGAUCUGAUCAGUAUCUUCCCCUGGUGGUGUCUGGAUGUGCGGCAGGGUGGGUUUUUGAGAUUGGUGAGGUUAGCACGAUUGUUUAAGCUUUUGAGAGUGGUCAAGUCGCCUAGAAUAGUAGCGAGGGUGAUGAAGCACCUGUCGAUCUCGACGCGAUCUCAAACCGUGUGCACCUACAUAGCUUUGUUAUUAUUCACGAUCCAUCUCUCAGCAUGUGGAUUGAGACUCAUCACGGGCAUGGCCAUGGAGAACCGCCAAGCAGACAAUUGCUACAAAGAAGAAGAUUCACCGAACGUCGACGGCGUCGACGGCUUCGGCCCCGACGAGGACUGCCCGAACACCUACCUCACGCACCAGAACACGUGGCGCGACGGCGUCUGGGCCCAGUACACGAGCGCGGUGGUCUGGUCCUUCACGGCGAUGAACGGAGAAGCUGUUUUUGUCAAUCACGCCGAGGGCGUGCUGGGCUUCGUCAUGAUGUUGGUGGGGUGCAUCAUGAUCGCUUUUUUGCUCGGGGAUUUAGCUAAUGUCAUGAGCAACAUGGACCCCGUGAAGAACAUGCACAAGCAAACUCUAGACUCAUUAAAUGACUACAUGCAUGCCGCUGGGUAUAGUAGGGAGACUCGCAUCCAAUUGAGGGAAUAUGUGAUGCUGAGCGAACCUAUAUUUAGAUACAACUACUACAACCAGCUCCUAGAUCGAUUGAGUCCCUCUUUGCAAGCCUUGGUGGCCAAAAAGGACUAUGGUAAGAUCAUUGAUAAGAUCCCGUUUUUCGCCUAUGCCUGCCACAAGUUCUACGACAUCAACCCCGGCGACAUUGUCAGGGCACGAGCGAAGCGCAUCAAAGGCAAGACGGGCUUCGAGUGGUCCGAUCGGAGGGCUGUCGUCGUGGCCGUUACUCCUGAAUUGAAGUUUGACUUGAAGUAUAUUGACUUGCCCGGUGAGCCGGUGGAACGGGAUGUGAAGUUCUCGCGGUUGCAGCUAGAUGAGUACUUAUUGGGUGAGGGGCCUUAUCAAAUUAGCAUCAGUGAAAGAGUACAAAGGCUACCCUUCCAGAAGAACUUGAUCAUGUUCAAGAUCGCUAGAAGUUUGAGGAUGCAGCUGCGCAUGGACGGCGAAGCUGUUGUGUUCUCCAAUGUCUCUAUAAAUGACGUGCUCUAUGCCGUCAAAAGUGGUUCAGUACUGCUAUUCGGCCAUGACCCCUUCAAGCCCUACAAACUCAAACGAGUAGGAGAAAAAGGCUUUUUUGGCGACGACAUUGCCAUGCUCAUCUCCAGUGUGUCAGAUAAACCCAACAAGUUCGUCACGCGAAAAUACAGCGCCCAUUGUACUCGUAUUACACAUGUCUACACGUUGCAAGCGCUGGACUUUCAUAGCAUCCUCAUCGACAAGGACCAGUUUCCUACGUUUAGGAAGUAUGUGGCGCGAUAUGGCAUCUGGACUAGACUACGGUACGAGAUCCUGGACGUGGUCAAACGAAAGCGGGAAGACGACCGGAGGCGAGCAGGGGCGUACACCGCGGUACCUGGCGCCCACCACCAGAAGUUCUUCGACGCGGCGAACGUGACACGAAGCCCGAAGAAGGGCAUGGACCUCUUCAAGACCGUGCAAGAAGGGGCUCGGGGCUUCCAAUCGACGGUCGAAAAAACGGUCAAGCAGACGGUCGAGGGCGCGCGCGGCGUCGUGCGUUCGGUGGAUCGGUCGGCGUCCGCGCCUUCCGUCACAGCUUCUGAAAGGCGCAUCACGACGUCGCCGCCGCCGCCGCCGCCGCCGACGCCCGAGGAGACGUCGAUCACGGGCCGGUCGUCGCCUUCUUCCAUUCAAAGCGAGGACGACGGCUUCGCCGACCGCGGCGACAACGCCUAACUAAUUCAUUUUUGAGACAC
This is a messenger RNA of Pelagomonas calceolata, 2927 nucleotides long. The record is from the annotation of a GenBank genome assembly. Lineage: Eukaryota; Pelagophyceae; Pelagomonadales; Pelagomonadaceae.